Scomber scombrus (Atlantic mackerel) is the source of this 1329-nucleotide messenger RNA. Its product is annotated as HEAT repeat-containing protein 1-like. Gene Ontology annotation, cellular component: 90S preribosome; small-subunit processome; t-UTP complex. The record is from RefSeq and is a predicted model, not a curated record. Gene Ontology annotation, molecular function: snoRNA binding. The coding region runs from base 52 to 1329 and encodes 425 amino acids. NCBI's taxonomy places the organism in Eukaryota, Metazoa, Chordata, Actinopteri, Scombriformes, Scombridae. Gene Ontology annotation, biological process: positive regulation of transcription by RNA polymerase I; maturation of SSU-rRNA from tricistronic rRNA transcript (SSU-rRNA, 5.8S rRNA, LSU-rRNA). The transcript has 9 exons.
GUGAGUCCAUGUGCUGAGCACCGCGAGACUAUCAGAUAAACAAACAUCAUCAUGACAUCGUUGGCUCACCAGCUGAAGCGGCUCGCGCUGCCUCAGAGCGACGCCGACCUGCUGAGCCGCAGAGAAGUCGCCUCGCUGCUGUUUGACCCCAAAGAUGCUGCGACGAUGGACCGCAGCACCUUCUACGCCCUCGGCUGCACAGGGCUGGAGGAGCUGCUGGGAAUCGAACCAGCGUUCUCAGAGUUUGAGGACACUCUGUUCAGUCGUGCCUCGCUGACUCUGGAGCGCAGCGUCCAGUCGAAGGAAGUCAACGAGAAGCUGGACGCCGGCGUGUCUCUGUUCCUGACCCGCCUCUGCCCGUACUUCCUCCUCAAGCCGGCUCACAAGUGCAUCGAGUGGCUCGUUCACCGGUUCCACAUCCAGCUGUAUAACCCCGACAGCCUGCUGGCGUGCGCGCUGCCGUAUCACGACACCAACGUGUUCGUCAGAGUUCUGCAGCUCCUCAAGAUCAAAGACACCACGAACCGCUGGAACUGGCUGCACUGCCUGCAGAAACCCGGCGUGCCGCUGGCCAGAGGGACUCUGAUCACUCACUGCUACACAGACCUGAGCUUCAUGGACUUCAUCUGCACCAUGGUCACCAAGUCCAUCCAGGCGUAUUCGGGACAGUCGGGCACCUCCUCUCAGCUCAGAGUGAUCUUCUCCUUCUACGCCUCCACCAUCGUCCCCGCUCUGGACGCCGUGGACAAAGUGUCGGACGCCAUCAUCGCCAAACUGCUGCCGUACGUCCAGAAGGGUCUGAAGUCGUCGCUGGUGGACUACCGCGCGGCGUCCUACAUGCUGGUGUGCCAGCUGGCCGUGAAGGUGGUGAUGCAGGACGCACUGGUGGAGACGCUGGCCGUCCUCAUCAGCAAGUCUCUGCUCAGAGAGCCGACGCUUCCGAAAGAAGGAAUCGGCUGCCUCAUCGUCCUGCUGCAGAGCCAGAAGGAGGGAGCCGCCGGGACACGGUUCUGCACUCCUCUCUGCUCGGUGCCUCCUCUCGUCUCCGUGCUGCAGGUGAUGUCAGUGACUCAUGACGUCACUCCUCUGCUGUCGUACCUGCUUCCUCACCUGCUCCGCGCCGCGUUCAGCUCGGCUCAGAGCGAAGCGGACGAGCUCGCCGUGCUGGAGGCGACGCUGCAGAACGUUCCUCUGACCAGAGGACUGGACCAGACCGUAGCUCGUUUGCUGCUGCAGGAAUAUCUGAGUCAGACUGAACUUUCUGCUGAAAACCUGUCAGACCUCAACCAACGUCUGCUGCCUCUGGUCCGACUGCUCGAGUCCAAGUGA